AUUAUUACUCUAUCAUUUCCACGCUUUUAUCACUAUUGUUUAUUGUACAAAGAUUUGCCCAUAUACCCGCAAUCAUAUAGUUUGGUCUCUUUCCCUCUCUGUCUUUCUUUCCUCUCUCAACACUCUUUGUUUUAAUAAUUCCAUCUGUUUCAGUUUUCAACUUCCAGAAAAUACCUUUCAUUUUUUAUUCCAAGCUAAGGUUUUUUGUUUCCAUGCUAUAUGUAGUCUAUCUACACUGUUUUUGGACUUAUAAGAGCUGAGAGAAAAGGAAUCUUGUGAAAUUUGCUACAACAAGAUUAGAUAUAUUCAGGAGAUGUGAAUUUCCAAGCAAAGAUGGCAUCUUUCAGUGGAUUAGGCCUUAGUUUAAGUUUGGUUUUUGGUUGUCUUCUAUUGGCUCUUGUUGCUGAGCUUUACUAUUUACUUUGGUGGAAGAAGAAGAGAAUUGCUAGCUCAGAAGUUGAGAAUGAUUACAGCAGCUACGCAAAGGAGCUUAUUCAACAUUUCUGCCGGAAGAAAUCUGAUGUUUUGCAUGUAGCCACCUCCACCACGAACAACCAAAAUUUUGUUAAAGACCAAGUUACCAAUGGUGUUGAGCCAGACCUGGAAGUUGGCUCAAGCAAAGAUUUGCUGCCAAAGGGUUUUGGAGAAGAGGGUGUGGAAUCAGAGCUCAUGAGACUACACAAUCUGGCAGGUCCACCAAGAUUUCUGUUCACAAUCAAGGAGGAAACAAAGGAAGAUUUGGAGUCAGAAGAUGGCUGGUCUAGAGGUGAUAAGAGCAGAAAAGGAUCAAGAACAAGGAGCUUGAGUGAUCUUAUACUAACCGUUGACACUCCUUUUCUUAGUCCUUUGGCUUCUCCACCCUUGAAGUCACCUCCUUUGAACCCCUUAGAAUCUUUUCACCGCCAAGGAUUCAAUCCCCUCUUUGAAUCAUCGACAGAUGCUGAGUUAAAUAAGCUGCGAUCUUCACCUCCUCCAAAAUUCAAGUUCUUAAAGGAUGCAGAAGAGAAACUUUUGAGAAGAUUGAUGCUAGAAGCUGAGAAAAGGGUACAGAGAAAUGGUGGUUCCCUUCAAGAUUCUGGUGUUAAAGAUGUUAAUAGUACAACAAUUUUAACACAAGAGACAGAGGGGUCUUUCCUUAAAUUCAUUGUUGGUAAGAACAGAGAACCUCUCCAAUAUUUACCACAGUUCCCUUCAAGUUCUUCUCAGGUACUGCCAUUGGCUUCUUCUCCUACAACAUUCAGACCACUAGACAAGAAAGAAGAUGUCCAUUAGAUUCCUGUUAGAUGAGUUUCUCUUUUUAUUAUAUUUUAAUUUAUUCUUUUCAUCUGCCAAUUAAUUUCUCUAGAUGGUUACUUGUGUACUACUAAUUUAAAAACAU
This is a messenger RNA of Durio zibethinus, 1378 nucleotides long. RefSeq lists its product as uncharacterized. NCBI's taxonomy places the organism in Eukaryota, Viridiplantae, Streptophyta, Magnoliopsida, Malvales, Malvaceae. The record is from RefSeq and is a predicted model, not a curated record.